AUGGCCCGUUUCCUGAACAUGCGCAAUCACUUUCUAGCCUUUCCACACCAUCGGAAUAUUGCACAGAAGUAUGUCAGUCACAGGAGUCCCCGAGGGAGGGCGGUGGUACCAGUCCUGCUGGCGGCUCAGCGCGGCAGGACACGUGUGCGCUUUCAGCCGGGUCGCAGGGCGCUUAUCGCGGCCCGGCAGUCGGGGCCACGCCUCACCCCCGCCCGCGAACCCCGACCUGGGGAAACCCGGGGCGCUGGGGAGGGGCCACUGCGUUCAGCUCUGGCGGUCCACAGCCCGAAGCGCGGCUUAGGAAGUUCGUGUCAGCGCUGCCUGAGCUCGUCCCCUGGAUGUCCGGGUCUCCCCAGGCGGCCACCCGCCGGCUCCCAUCGUGACCUCCAGCCGCAGCGCCUCCCACGCCGGCCGCCGCGCGAGGGGAGCGCUCGGGCGCGCCGGGUGUGGUUGGGGGAAGGGGUUGUGCCGCGCGCGGGCUGCGUGCUGUGCCCACUCAAAAGGUUCCGGGCGCGCAGGAGGGAAGAGGCAGUGCCCGCCACUCCCACUGAGAUUGAGAGACGCGGCAAGGAGGCAGCCUGUGGAGGAACUGGGUAGGAUUUAGGAACGCACCGUGCACAUGCUUGGUGGUCUUGUUAAGUGGAAACUGCUGCUUUAGAGUUUGUUUGGAAGGUCCGGGUGACUCAUCCCAACAUUUACAUCCUUAAUUGUUAAAGCGCUGCCUCCGAGCGCACGCAUCCUGAGAUCCUGAGCCUUUGGUUAAGACCGAGCUCUAUUAAGCUGA
This is a messenger RNA of Homo sapiens (human), 784 nucleotides long. RefSeq lists its product as uncharacterized. The record is from RefSeq and is a predicted model, not a curated record. NCBI's taxonomy places the organism in Eukaryota, Metazoa, Chordata, Mammalia, Primates, Hominidae. Bases 1 to 597 code for a protein of 198 amino acids. The transcript has 2 exons.